This is a messenger RNA of Paramecium octaurelia, 816 nucleotides long. The record is from the annotation of a GenBank genome assembly. NCBI's taxonomy places the organism in Eukaryota, Ciliophora, Oligohymenophorea, Peniculida, Parameciidae.
AUGUUUUAAUCAAAGAUGAUAGAAUUAGAGGAAUAAUUCAAAUGCAGCAAAAAUCAUAAUUAACCUAUCCUGAUGGUUUUAUUAGAUAAAUAAUUAAAGAGAGAGGAACGUUUAUUAUGCACUAUUUGCAUGGAAAAUUUAGAAGAGGAGACCAAAAUGAUUGGAUUUAAAAAAGUACUUAAAAUGAUUUAAGAAAACUAAAAAUAUAAAGUAGAAAAUUUAUAAAGGUUAAUUAAAGUUGAUGUAGAUUUAGUAGAAUAAUUUGUGAAUGAACUACAUAAAUUAAAGUCAAAAAUGAUAUUAUAAUUUGAUGAAUUAAUAACUAAUUCAACAUAGUGGAUACUCAGUCUUAAUAGUAUUGGAUAAAGUGAAUCAAUAUAUAGUUUCUUCAAUGAAUUAGAUAGAAUAACUUAUAGUAAAAUGAAGAACUUAUUUAAUUAAGAUGGUCUUAUAUCAAUUGAAUUAGUAAUGAUGAAAUUCGAGUUAAAUAAUCUAGAAAAUCAAAUUUAGUUAUUUAGUUACCUUUCGCAUUAUCAAGUUAUUUUAAUGUCAUAACCAUAAAGAUAUAACCAUUCUUAAAUUUAGGUAUCCCUAUCAUUACUACUAAUAACAAGAAAUCAUUGUCAUUAAAAUAUUUCUUUAAAUAAAUCGAUUUCAAUAAAAUAAUAUUAUUGUGUGCUCUAUUCUCAUAAUAGUUAAUUGUUAAUUUAGAAUUUCCUUAUAUCAUCCUAUAGAAGCGUGCACAAAGAAAAUAAAUUACAUUUUGUGAAUUAUACAACCAAGGUGUUCCAUCUAAAGAUCAAUAUAGCCGUAUGA